Messenger RNA from Eptesicus fuscus (big brown bat), 2156 nucleotides. RefSeq names its product nuclear speckle splicing regulatory protein 1 (gene NSRP1). Gene Ontology annotation, biological process: regulation of alternative mRNA splicing, via spliceosome. The transcript has 7 exons. The coding region runs from base 28 to 1680 and encodes 550 amino acids. Lineage: Eukaryota; Metazoa; Chordata; Mammalia; Chiroptera; Vespertilionidae. The record is from RefSeq and is a predicted model, not a curated record.
GCCACGUUCAGCGGAGGCCGGAGCAAGAUGGCGAUCCCGGGCAGGCAGUAUGGGCUUAUUUUGCCAAAGAAAGCACAGAAGUUGCACCCUGUUUUGCAAAAACCAUCAGUGUUUGGGAAUGAUUCUGAUGAUGAUGAGACCUCCGUGAGUGAAAGCCUUCAGAGGGAAGCUGCUAAAAAGCAAGCAAUGAAACAGACUAAACUGGAAAUCCAGAAGGCUCUUGCAGAAGAUUCCACUGUAUAUGAAUAUGACAGUAUUUAUGAUGAAAUGCAGAAAAAAAAGGAAGAAAAUAAUCCUAAAUUGCUUUUGGGAAAAGACCGAAAGCCCAAAUAUAUUCACAACUUACUAAAAGCAGUUGAGAUCAGAAAAAAGGAACAGGAAAAAAGAAUGGAAAAGAAAAUACAGAGAGAACGAGAAAUGGAAAAGGGAGAAUUUGAUGAUAAAGAGGCAUUUGUGACAUCUGCUUAUAAGAAAAAACUGCAAGAGAGAGCUGAAGAGGAGGAAAGAGAAAAGAGGGCCGCUGCACUCGAAGCACGUUUGGAUGUAACCAAGCAGAAAGAUCUCAGUGGAUUUUAUAGGCAUCUAUUAAAUCAAGCAGUUGGUGAAGAAGAAGUCCCUACAUGCAGCUUUCGUGAAGCUAGGUCUGGGAUAAAGCAAGAGAAACCAAGGGGUUAUUCUGAUGAAGUAACUUCAGAGAACAGAAUACCACCUGAGAAAUGCAUUCUCCAAACUAUUGUGAAAGUAGAGGAAAACCCAGAUGCAGACAGUGACUUUGAUGCUAACAACAGCGAAGAUGAUGAACUAGAAGAAAAUAAUAAAGUGAACUGCAGAAGGGAAAAGAGCAUAGAGACCUCUAAGAAUGACUCCAGGCAUCACAGGAGUCAAACCCACUCACGGUCAUCUAGUGAAGAAAGAGAACAUGGUACCAAAAGCCACACAAAAAGUUCCAAGUCAAGAGGACAUGAGAAACGGGAAGAUCAGCACCAAGAGAGACAAUUCAGGAACCAGGAGAACUAUUAUACUAACCGUGAUUACCAAAAAGAAAAGAAAGAUUCCCAUAGGCAUAGAGAUUCCCAUUGGAAGAGGCAUGAACAAGAAGAUAAACUGAGGGGAAGAGACCAAAGAGAAAGAAAUGACAGAGAAUGGAAAAGGGAGAAAGACAGACAGAAAUAUCCCACAAGAGAACAAGAAAGAGAUAGACAACGAAAUGAUCAUGACCGACACAGUGAGAAAGGAGUAGAAAAGGAAGAGAAAAGCAAAGAGAAGGAAGAACAUACGAAAGCAAGGAAAGAAAAAUAUGAAAACAGAGAUAGAGAAAAACGAGAAAUGACUGUUCAAUCUUCAGAAAGAAAGCGAGACAGAAAGGAAAACAGCCCGAAUUCUAGGUCAAAGGAUAUGUUUCUUGACCAGGAGAGAUCCAAUAAAAUGAGAAAUGUGGAAAAGGAUAAAGAAAGUAACCCAGAGAAACUCUCUAGUUCUGAAACAUCACUGGGAACAAAACACAGAACCACAGAGGAAUGCCAAGAGAUGGGCAAAGAACAAGAGAGACCACACGAGACUGGGAACAAGUUUGCAAAACGGAACAAUGAAGAAACUGUAAUGUCAGCUAGAGACAGGUACUUAGCCAGGCAUAUGGCACGGGUUAAUGCAAAGACAUAUAUUGAGAAAGAAGAUGAUUGACUUUGUGGAACAUGCUGUGUGAACACAUAAAAGAGUGUUAAUAAUGGUAAAAUAUUUUCAAAAUUCAUUAUUUGUUUAGGGUUUAGUCAAAAGUCAGUCUUUUUUAUCCUAAAUGCUUGACUGAAUCAAUAUAUAAUAUUUACAUAUCAAUACCACAUUCUUGGUUGUAUUCAAGCAGCCUAAAGAGUGUGCUAAGUCCCGUCCUGGUAGAUACUUUAUGAAGAAAAUUGGCUCCACUAUAACCAUUAAAAGAUAAUUUAAACAACUCUCCUAAUGUUGGUUUUGUUGCAGGAGCUGUUUAUUUUAUAAAUACUGUGUUUCCUAUUAAAUUAAGUGGAUUUGAACAUAGAGAAUAUUGUUAUACUUUAUGUUUUGAAAUUUGUAUUAAAGUAUAAAAUAUGGAGUUAUAUAUCUUGUUAGCUCAAGCAUAUUUGGCUUAAAUGAAAAUAAAAAUGGUGAUAUGUUUGUACUUUCAA